Messenger RNA from Xyrauchen texanus (razorback sucker), 2053 nucleotides. RefSeq names its product nuclear factor 7, ovary-like. Gene Ontology annotation, molecular function: zinc ion binding; protein binding. Bases 234 to 1625 code for a protein of 463 amino acids. The record is from RefSeq and is a predicted model, not a curated record. NCBI's taxonomy places the organism in Eukaryota, Metazoa, Chordata, Actinopteri, Cypriniformes, Catostomidae. The transcript is spliced from 7 exons.
CAGGAAGUGACUGCCUCAUUUCUCUCUUUACUGUCGUACUGACUCUUCUGUGAAUAUUUGGAUCAAUGAUCAGUGCAGAACUAAGGGAAACACUUUCAACAAGGAUUUUUGUGAAGUUAGUUUCAGAGUAGACAGCAGAUCUUUGGUGAUUCUGAUGGUUAUUCAUUCUUGAAAGCAACAUUCAGGAAGUGAAAGUAAAGUUCAGAUCUUUGGAGCUUUUACAAACAGUUAAAAUGGCUUCUCUAUCUGUGGAAGAUCUCUUUUGUCCAGUGUGCUGUGAUAUCUACAAGGAUCCUGUUUUUCUGUCGUGUACUCACAGUUUGUGUAAAGAGUGUCUUCAAAAGUUCUGGAAAAUCAAGAGGACUCAGGAGUGUCCCAUCUGCAGGAGAAGAUCUUCAAGAGAUAAACCUCCUCGUAAUCUGGUGUUGAAGAAUUUAUGUGAUUCAUUCCUAAAGGAGAGAUCAGAGUGUGAGGAGAUCUGCAGUUUACACAGAGAGAAACUCAAACUCUUCUGUCUGGAUGAUAAACAGCCGGUGUGUUUAGUGUGCAGAGAUUCAGAGAAACACACCAACCACACAUUUCUCCCCAUCUGUGAAGUUGUUCCAUCUUUCAAGGAGGAACUCAAUACAACACUGGAGUCUUUACAAGAGAAACUCAAACACACUGAAAACAUUAAAGGAGAGUUUGAUAAAGCAGUUCAACACAUCAAGACUCAAGCUGAGCACACAGAGCAUCAGAUUAAAGAGGAGUUUAAGAAGCUUCAUGAGUUUCUCCGAUUUGAAGAAGAAGCUACAAUCACUUCACUGAGAGUGGAAGAGGAGCAGAAGAGUCAGAUGAUGAAGAAGAAGCUUGAGGAGAUGAACACACACAUCUCAGCUCUUUUACACACAAUCAAACACAUGGAGGAAAUGAUGAAAUCCAAUGACGAUGUGUCAUUUCUAAAGAACUUUAAUGUGACAAUGGAAAGAGCCCAGAUCUCACAGCCGGAUCCACAGAUGACUUCUGGAGCUCUCAUUCAUGUGCCACAUUACUUGGGCAACCUGACAUUCAGAGUCUGGAAGAAGAUGCAAGACAUUGUCCACAAGACUCCUGUGAUUCUGGAUCCAAACACUGCAAAUCCAUUUCUGAUCCUGUCUGAUGAUCUGACCAGUGUGAGACUCAGCAUGAACAUUCAACCGAUUCCUGAUAAUCCAGAGAGAUUUAACUGUUAUACGUGUGUUCUGGGUUCAGAGGGUUUUAAUUCAGGAACACACUGUUGGGAUGUGGAUGUUAAAGACAAUAAACUCUGGAUUAUUGGAGUAACUACAGCAUCAAACCAGAGGAAGGGAGAUGAUUUCUUCAACACUGAUGUCUGGAGUGUGCAGUAUAAUGAGUUUGGUUUAUUCUCACUAUACAUCAAUAAUCCCUCCACUGUGUUUCAUGUCACACAAUAUCUUGAGCGUGUGAGAGUUCAUCUGGAUUAUGACGGAGGAAAAGUGUCAUUCUCUGAUCCUGUAACUAACACACAUCUACACACAUUCACACACACAUUUACACACACACUCUUGCCAUUCUUCUGGAGUUAUAAUAAUCUGAAGAUUUUACCAGUUAAACUGAUGGUGACAGAAAAUCACAGUUCUGACUGAUUGUGAUUAUCGAUGAUAAAAUAAGAGAAUUUAAGAGAAAUCAUUGUGAAUUGUGAAACACUAUGAAUUGUUGAUCUUUGUAAAGGACUGAUAGGAGGUGAUUUUAGACUUUAUUCUUUUAUCUGUGUGGAUGCAGCAUCACACAAAAGCAGAAGGUUUCAGUUACAGAUGUCAUUGUAGAAAUACUCCAUUAACAGCUGUAUUAUUUUCAUAAUGCACACAUGAAGUCUUUAAGUGUCUGAAUAUGUUGUGAAGGGUUUACUUGUGCAUUAAACACAUGUUUAAGUGUCAUUUAAAACUCUCCAGAGAAAUAUCUCGUAACAUACACUUAAACACGUCCACUCAACUUCUGUGUCUGUGAUAUCUUCUCAGUGAAGUGAAAUAAUUCAACACAAACAUUCAAGUAUAUAUACAGUAGAAAAUGAGUA